Molecule: messenger RNA, 3355 nt
Organism: Oncorhynchus masou masou (cherry salmon)
Lineage: Eukaryota; Metazoa; Chordata; Actinopteri; Salmoniformes; Salmonidae
Exons: 13
Coding region: 221-3355 (1044 amino acids)
Source: RefSeq, a predicted model, not a curated record
UUACAGUAACAGCCCUUUUCUGGCGUGUUGGUCUGGUUGUCGUGGAUGUUAAUGUCUUUACUAAACAGGAAGGACAGUUCUGCAUCCACUACUUGUGUUCUGACUGCUUUUAUAAGGUUUCAACACUUACUUCUUGUUUUCACUCACUACCAGACAGUUGACUCACUGUACAAGACCUCUCCUCUUCACUUCACUCUACUGCAGGGUGGGAGAUGCAACAAUGGCCUUGAGAACAGCAGGAAGUGUGUUGGUGGUCUUUCUCUGGUCUGUAGCAGUGGUACUGAGUCAGAAUGGCUGGAGUGUUACAUACACCACUCAGAGUAUCUGUACCUUGAAGGGGUCAACAGUGGAGAUGUCCUGCUCUUACACAUAUCCCAGAGGUUAUACAGUCACAACAACCUUGUGGUUCACUGAAAUGUAUGAUGUGGAAAAUUAUGUCAGUCUGUUAGAUGACCCAGACUACAAAGGUCGUGUGAUGUACCGUAGUGAUAAGAUGAAUGGACACACCCUGACAAUCACAGACCUGAGAGAGAGAGACUCAGCUACGUACAAAUUCAGAUUUACAACAAAUCAGACCAGAGGGAAAUAUUUUGGGAGCCCUGGAGUCACUUUGUCUGUUACAGCUCUGCAGGUGAAGGUGACUUCUUCAAGCUGGCAAAAUCAGGUGACAAUUAUCUGUAUCACCACCUGUACUCUGAGUAACCCCAACCCCACCUACAUCUGGUAUAAGAACGGACAACGUCUACAUGAGAGCACCUCCCCCCAGUACAAAUACUCAGUCUACACUAACAGUAAAGACAGCUACUCCUGUGCUGUAAAAGGCCAUGAGGCUCUCCACUCUCCUGCAGUGUGUGUUCAGGGUCAGAGAUGCUACAGAGUGACUUACACCAAGAGGAGAAUCUGUGUCUUGAAGGGGUCAACAGUGGACAUAUCCUGUACUUAUGUUGGUUAUUAUUCCACCACAUCAGUCUGGUUUAGUCCUAAACAGAGUGACAGGUGGAGGGACAAGUCGACCCCUGAGGACCUAACCAGAGACCCAGGAUAUGCAGGUCGUGUGAAGUACCCUGACAAAGAGACACGGAGAAACGAAGGUCCCUCCACCCUGAGAAUCACAGAUCUGAGAGAGGACGACUCAGCUGAGUAUCGCUUCACUUUUAAAACAGAAGACUUUGAAUGGGGUCAUAGUUUCCCAGGAACAACUCUGUCUGUCACAGGUCUGCAGGUGAAGGUGACUCCUGCUGCAGAGGGACAGAAGACACUGACCUGUAUCACCACCUGUACUCUGACUGGUAACCCCACCUACAUCUGGUACAAGAACGGACAACGUCUAGAUGAGAGCACCUCCCCCCAGUACAAAGACUCAGUCUCCAGCAACUAUGAAGACAGUUACUCCUGUGCUGUAAAAGGCCAUGAGGAUCUCCUCUCUCCUGCAGUGUGUGUUCAGGGUCAGAGAUGCUACAGAGUGACUUACACCAAGAGGAGAAUCUGUGUCUUGAAGGGGUCAACAGUGGACAUAUCCUGUACUUAUGUUGGUUAUUAUUACACCACAUCAUCAUUCUGGUUUAGAAGUGAUAAGUCGACCCCUGAAGACCUAACCACAGACCCAGGGUAUGCAGGUCGUGUGGAGUACACUGGAACAUACAGAGGUCCCUUCACCCUGAGAAUCUCAGAUCUGAGAGAGGAGGACUCAGCUGAGUAUCGCUUCACUUUUAAAACACACAACUUUGACUGGGGUCAUAGUUUCCCAGGAACAACUCUGUCUGUCACAGGUAAUACUACACUGUAUGAUACAACUGUGAAGGUGACUCCUGCCGCAGAGGGACAGAAGACACUGACCUGUAUCACCACCUGUACUCUGACUGACAACCCCACCUACAUCUGGUACAAGAACGGACAACGUCUUGAUGAGCCCACUUCCCUGCAAUACUCUGUCAAUAGUUAUUAUUCAGACAGCUACUCCUGUGCUGUAAAAGGCAAUGAGGAUCUCCACUCUCCUGCAGUUUGUGUUCAGGGUCAGAGAUGCUACAGAGUGACUUACACCAAGAGGAGAAUCUGUGUCUUGAAGGGGUCAACAGUGGACAUAUCCUGUACUGUUGGUUAUUAUUCCACCACAUCAUCAUUCUGGUUUAGAAGUGAUAAGUCGACCCCUGAAGACCUAACCAGAGACCCAGGGUAUACAGGUCGUGUGAAGUACACUGGAACAUACAGAGGUCCCUUCACCCUGAGAAUCACAGAUCUGAGAGAGGAGGACUCAGCUGAGUAUCGCUUCACUUUUAAAACACACAACUUUGAAUGGGGUCAUAGUUUCCCAGGAACAACUCUGUCUGUCACAGGUCUGCAGGUGAAGGUGACUCCUGCUGCAGAGGGACAGAAGACACUGACCUGUAUCACCACCUGUACUCUGACUGACAACCCCACCUACAUCUGGUAUAAGAACGGACAACGUGUAGAUGAGCCCACUUCCCAACAACACUCCAGUAAUAUGCUGGUGGUCUGGGAUUCUACUGUGGACAUUUACUCCUGUGUUGUUGGAGGUCACGCGGCUCUCCACUCUCCUGUAGUCUGUUUUCAGGUGAAGGUGACUCCUGAACAGUUUUCAGAGUAUAAGACACUGACCUGUAUCACCACCUGUGUUCUGACUGGUAACCCCACCUACAUCUGGUACAAGAACGGACAGAUAGUAACUGACAACACUUCUCCCUAUUCAGUCCUCCCUGAUGCUGCAGACAGCUACUCCUGUGCUGUAAAAGGCCAUGAGGGUGUUCAGGGUCAGAGCUGCAACAGAGUGACUUUCACCAAGAGGAGAAUCUGUGUCUUGAAGGGGUCAACAGUGGACAUAUCCUGUACUUAUGUUGGUUAUUAUUCCACCACAUCAUCAUUCUGGUUUAGAAGUGAUAAAUCGACCCCUGAAGACCUAACCAGAGACCCAGGGUAUGCAGGUCGUGUGAAGUACACUGGAACAUACAGAGGUCCCUUCACCCUGAGAAUCACAGAUCUGAGAGAGGAGGACUCAGCUGAGUAUCGCUUCACUUUUAAAACUCACAGCUUUGAAUGGGGUCAUAGUUUCCCAGGAACAACUCUGUCUGUCACAGGUCUGCAGGUGAAGGUGACUCCUGCUGCAGAGGGACAGAAGACACUGACCUGUAUCACCACCUGUACUCUGACUGACAACCCCACCUACAUCUGGUACAAGAACGGACAACGUGUAGAUGAGCCCACUUCCCAACAAUACUCUAGUAAUACCCUAGUAGUGUUGGGUCAUUCUGAGGACAGUUACUCCUGUGCUGUAGAACACCAUGAGGACCUCCACUCUCCUGCAGUGUGUGAGUAUGAAUUAAACUACUAUUCUACUUAG